AUGAAGCCCAGCAGAAGGAAGCAGGGAGUUCUCAAAAGAGCAAAGUCAGACCGGCCGCAGGAGAGUAGCAGCAGUGGGGACAGCAGCGAUAGUGGUUCUGAUUCCGACUCCAGCUCCGACCUCAUUGGCCCCCCCAUCCCCUCCAAGCUUGCUACCCACGGAGACCCCGACGACAUUGUGGGCCCCCCACUUCCUCCGGGGUACAGAGGCAGUUUGGCGGACGAUGAUGAUGACGAGGAAGACAUGCAGGACGAAGACGGGAACCCAGUCAAAAGAAUUCCAGACACGCAUGAAAUCACACUGCAGCAUGGCACAAAAACGGUAUCCGCUCUGGGCUUGGACCCCUCGGGUGCUCGGCUGGUUACCGGGGGAUACGACUAUGAUGUGAGAUUUUGGGACUUUGCCGGGAUGGAUGCUGCUCUGCAGGCCUUUCCAUCCCUGCAGCCCUGUGAGUGCCACCAGAUAAAGUCCCUGCAGUACAGCGUCACGGGCGAUGUCAUCCUGGUGGUUGCAGGCAGUGCUCAGGCUAAGGUCCUGGACCGGGAUGGCUUCCCGGUUCUGGAGUGCGUGAAGGGGGAUCAGUACAUCGUGGACAUGGCCAACACGAAGGGUCAGACUGCAAUGUUGAACAGUGGCUGCUGGCAUCCAAAGAUCAAGGAAGAGUUCCUGACGUGCUCAAACGAUGGUACGGUGCGUACCUGGGACCUGAACUCGGAGAAGAAGCACAAGUCCGUGUUCAAGCCCCGCUCCCUGCAGGGUAAGAGGGUCACUCCCACCUGCUGCUCCUACAGCCGGGACGGAAAGCUCAUUGCGGCCAGUCGUGAGAGCAGGAGAGAGGACGCUGUGUACACUUCAGGCUCCGCCUCCUGCAUCUCAGUCCAGAUCAAGACCGUCUCCCGGGGGCCGAGGCCUGCCCAUGAGCAGGUCAGCGCAGGACGCCACUUCAUCAACGUGAUUAAUCUGGAGGACAAGGAUCUGCUGGAGCACCUGCCCUCCCGCCAGGCUUCUGCCUCCCCGACCGGGCCGACCUCCACCCCCGUCUCCCCCCACACCCACCGGCCUGGAGCUCCUGGCCCAAAUCACACCUCCACUGAGCAAAUGACUGUGGAGACUGUGCUCGACACACAGCUGGAACCCAGUGAGAGGCCCAGUCCCCCUGUGAUACCGGGCCUGUGGGGCAUCUCUGAACCCGGCCAGGAUAAGGAGCCACUCGGGCUACUCGUGGAGAUAGAGGUGCACGGGCCUCUGGACCUGAGUGACACGGGCGACACCCUGACAGAGUUGGGCGGGCUGAGAGGUGCCUCCACCUAUUCACUCGGCCCAUCAGACUCACUGAGAGACAGGUUUCUCAGAUGGGGUGAGCAGAACAACGUGGGGGUGGAGGAGGAGGAGCAGCGAGAGGAACUGCGGGCAUGGAUGAAGAAGAAGCAGAAAGAAAGGAUUGCAGAAUACCGCAGACAGAGGGAGGAGAAGAGAGAGCAAGAGCACCGGCCCUUCACACCUUCGUCCACUCAGAAUCUGACCUCCAGAGAUCUUUCUACCAACAAGAAAAUGAAGGAAAAGAAGGAAAAGACAUUGCUGCUGGAACACCACACCCUCAGAGCCCGAGAGGCCUGUAGCUUGAUUACAGAGCUGCUCAAGCCGUCCCCAGCCCUGCCCACCCUCACCAAGGCCCAGCCCUCACAAAGCACCAAUCAGAGCAGCCGCAGGCCCAAGGCCCAGCCCUCACAAAGCACCAAUCAGAGCAGCCGCAGGCCCAAGGCCCACCCCUCACAAAGCACCAAUCAGAGCAGCCGCAGGACCGCAGGAGUACGGAGCAUAUCUACCCAGCGUGGAGAACAUCAGCCCACCACCCGCCGUCUGCACAGACCUGGUGCACUCCCAGAUUCCCGUCUGACGGGAUGGGGUGUACAAGACACCAGGGGCAGGAGACCGGGCAAAGGCUGGAUGAAGGGAAUACGGCCACCCCUGAAGGAGGACAGGAUGAGAAGAGAGAGGGAAGUGAGAGAGGAGGUGGAGGAGGAGAGUGAUGACGAGCAGCUCCUGAGCCCAUGGAACCCUCCUCUGGAGAUCCGACGCUUGCUUGGCCUGGACAACCAGGGCUCUGUGGAAGAGCGGAGUGGAGCUCCAGGGAGUGGAGCUGGAGUCUGGCUGAAGGGGCUGGACAGGGACUCCCCCUCUGAGAGCACUGGCAGUAUCCUCAGCAAACUGGACUGGACCGCCAUCGAGAAGAUGGUGGCCGAGGAGGACCAAGUCUGA
This is a messenger RNA of Conger conger (European conger), 2259 nucleotides long. RefSeq lists its product as uncharacterized. Gene Ontology annotation, cellular component: nucleus; site of double-strand break. Gene Ontology annotation, molecular function: protein binding. Bases 1 to 2259 code for a protein of 752 amino acids. Gene Ontology annotation, biological process: regulation of DNA double-strand break processing. The transcript is spliced from 18 exons. The record is from RefSeq and is a predicted model, not a curated record. Lineage: Eukaryota; Metazoa; Chordata; Actinopteri; Anguilliformes; Congridae.